UGAUGGAGGUUUCAGGGUCAUGGGGGAGAGUCUGUAGAACCUUUUCCGCUGGCGCCCUCGGUCUUUGGCUCUUUGAGUAAGUCCGGGUUGGUGUUUCUGUGGCCGUGCCUUCGGGUCCCUGUAUCUCAUCCGUUGGUGUGGCCCUGAUGGUGCGGCAGGCCCCGGACUCCUAAAGCUCUGGGACGAAUUUAAGAAGAUUUCGUUCAUGUGUAUGGCAUAGGAGAUGAAUUCUUCUUCCUCCACCAUGAAUGAAGAACCCGAUGCUCUAUCAGUAGUUAACCAGCUGCGGGAUCUAGCUGCAGAUCCAUUAAAUAGAAGAGCCAUUGUCCAGGACCAGGGAUGCCUGCCUGGCCUUAUUUUAUUUAUGGACCAUCCCAACCCCCCUGUUGUCCACUCGGCUUUGCUCGCUCUUCGAUACUUGGCGGAAUGCCGUGCUAACAGAGAAAAGAUGCAGGGAGAACUUGGUAUGAUGUUAAGUUUGCAAAACGUUAUACAGAAGACUACAACUCCAGGAGAAACAAAACUGCUGGCCUCUGAAAUCUAUGACAUUCUUCAAUCUUCCAAUAUGGCAGAUAGUGAUAGUUUCAAUGAAAUGAACUCACGUCGAAGGAAAGCUCAGUUUUUUCUGGGGACUACAAACAAACGUGCCAAAACAGUGGUUUUGCAUAUAGAUGGUCUUGAUGAUACGUCUCGGAGAAAUCUCUGUGAAGAGGCUUUGUUAAAAAUUAAAGGUGUUAUUAGCUUCACUUUUCAAAUGGCUGUUCAAAGAUGUGUGGUACGAAUCCGUUCAGAUUUGAAAGCAGAGGCUUUGGCGUCAGCAAUAGCAUCAACCAAGGUUAUGAAGGCUCAGCAAGUUGUGAAAAGUGAAAGUGGAGAAGAGAUGCUGGUCCCAUUCCAGGAUAUGGCCGUGGAAGUAGAACAGAACACAGAGCUGCCUGACUACCUGCCUGAGGAUGAGAGCCCCACGAAGGAGCAGGACAAGGCCGUGUCCCGGGUCGGCUCCCACCCAGAGGGUGGGGCUAGCUGGCUGAGCACAGCUGCAAACUUUUUAUCCAGAUCGUUUUACUGGUGACUUCACUUUGGGGUGCGAGGACUGUGUGAAUGAACAAGGGGCCAGUUUUCCAUUGUUGUGGUGAACUGUCAAGUGCAAUUUGCAAUAAGUUAUCAUGAAAAGUUUUUAGAUUACAUGAUUGCGUAUGCUGCAUUUUACAUUUUAUUGGACAUUUUGCCCCACUAAGUGGUAAAAAUGACAGGCUACAGGUGGAGUUGCUUUGUUUAUGAAGGUAUUUUGGUUUUGUUUUCCUUUGUUUAAUUGCCUCACUUUUAAAAAACAUGGGUCCACAAUUAAACCAAACAUAAGUAUGUGCAGCUUCACAUUUUAUUUUACAUGAAGCACUUGAUUAGGAAAACUCAUUUUCUCCUGAAGCCUCAGGACCUAUCUGAAGAGAAGUUUUUGUUUUAGCUCAAGUGGUGCAUGAAUUACUGAACAUUUUUAUGUGCUUUUCUUCAUGAAAGAUACUUGCUUUGGUACUCUUUCCUGAGAGUUGAAAACAUUUCUAAUUAUCCCCUUUUGUGCCUUUUUUUUAUUUUGCCAACCAUGUAUAUGGAAAGGUCAUUACUAAUGACAUUUUGUGAAUUAAAAUAUAUUCAUUUGAAUGUAGCAGUCCCCUUAAAAUACAAUCCUACAAAAUCUUUGCAAUCUUAUUUGUUGUCAUUUUAAUAAGAGUAACAUAGAAUCAUUCGAAAAAAGGGAAACAUGUAUGUCAGCAAAGUGCCAGUGAGACUGAACAUGACCAAAUGUAGUUUGACUGCUGUUCUGUUUGGUUUGUACCAGCUCUUGAGAGUUACAUCCACUGUGUAAUGGGAGCAGCUGUUGGUAGGCCUUAUUUUGUGAUUACACACUAUCUCCUGUUAGAAAAGAAAAGAGUAAAGAACUGACAAACUUGAAAAAGAAAAUAAAAAUUGGAUGCCUAUAAUGCCAUAGUGCCAUUUGGUAGAGUCAAACCAUAACACGUGGAUUGCUUGGCAGGUGCCUGUUCAGUAGGUGUUUCCUUGUAUUGCCUUUGUGAAUUUAUUAUGAACUUACAGUCACAUUGAAUGAAAAAAGACUCAAAUUAAUACUUAUAAAGAAACAAAGCCAGCAUUGGUCUAUUUAAUCUUGUUUCUCAUGUCCAGCCAGAAAAAAAGAACUUCAGUGAAGGUAAGAUAAAUAAAUAUAAAUACAUAUACAUAUAUAUUUUUUGUAGAUAAGUGCUAAUUACAUAUAUGUAAUGCUUUAUUGUAUUGCUGAAAUAUUUGGCAACUAAAAUGUUCCUUUCUGAAAUCCAACUAAAUCCAGAUAAAUUUUAAUGCCCAUAUGAUUAAAAACUAAUGGGAAGAAAUUGAAAUUCUUUUUCAUCUACAUGUAGAGCUGCUAUUUUACUACUUGGAGAAUGUGAAGUGAAGAUUGGACCCCGGAGGGUUUUCUUGCAUUUUCAUUGCUUCUCUUUUAGAGAAAAUUAAAAGCAUCCAGUGUUACUGGAGAAAAAAUAUUGUAAAAUGCUUCACCAACAAGAAUCUUGAGUUCAUGAACUUUGUGACCUUCCGGAGGGAGGCACAUUGAGGGUGUUGAGAAUGACAUUUUUUUUCAUGUGUCUGGGCUCUGAUUCAGGUGACACGCACAAAUGAAAAUACAAGCUUUCAGGGCAUGUAUUGCUUUAAAUGCAUAAUACAACUUGCUGCCAGAACCAGACAUGUUGAAAAAAAAAAACAAAACCACCUCCUUUCUAUAGCCAUUAAAACAAAGUUUACUGUUCUGUUUCAACAGGCUUGUGUUUUAUUUUGCAUUGCCACACAUCUGCUUAUUUAAAAAAAAAACGACAUCGCUUUGAUAGCAGUGGUUCGAUACAAGUAGGUAUAAUACCUUGGUGUUUGUGUGUUCUAAUUAUAUGUGUUCUUUUGUUUCCAGGUCUUAGAGCAGUUAAGCCAACUGUUACGGCAUUUUUUGAAUUAUAUUGUAAAAUAAUAAAAGGUAACAAUUAAAAUUGAAUGGACAGUGCAUUUUUGUGCUAUAAGCAUUAUUGGUUACUCUUAAGCCUGUUUGUACCUACACUGCCUGGCACCUUCUCCUAGCUCCCUGUAGGUGCGUUACCCAACUGAUUCGCAUGCAUCUUUUAUUCGUCUUCUUGCCAGCAGUAUACCUGCCUCCCCCUGCCUGCCGGGUUUGGAUCUGCUGUCCCCUUACAUGUACUCAUUGGAGCAUUUUUCAUAUUAGGUUGAAAUUAUAUUUACCAGUGAGUCUCCUCUCCUUAACUCUUUGACAACUGAGAUGGUCUGUGGUUAUACCUGAUUAGUAGCAAGCACUCAAAUAUUUUUUUAGGAGAAUGAAUGAAGAAUUUGUUUUUAAUCACUAAAAAUAAAUAGAAGGUACUAAUUAAUGUGGGCACAUAUGAAAAACGUCAGAAUGCCCCUUUUUUCCUUUUUUAUUUCUGAUUUAUUCAAUUUAUUGUUUUUUCAUUUGGUUUUUAUUUUUUAAAAAGUGGCAGAAGGUCAUAAUGCUUGCUGCAUUGAAUGAAAUUAAGACUUAACAUUUUAACAUUUUUUUACGUAUUUAUCUCGAGAGAGGGGAAGGGAGGGAGAGAAACAUCGAUGUGUGAGAGAAACAUUGGUUGCCUCUUACAUACCCCAGCUGGGGACCCGGCCUACAACUCAGGCAUGUGCUCUGACUGUGAAUCAAACUGGUACUCAAUCCACAGAGCCACACCAGCCAGGGCAAGAUUAAUUUAUAAAUCUUGAUUCUUAUAGAAUUGUUAUAGGAGAAUAUUUUAUAUAUAUAGUAGUGGUUUUGAGUUCCUAUUUUAUAACUUACUAGCUAAUCUUAUGUAAUAAUUUAUCUCUAAGGUUUUUCUUCAUUAGUAAAAUGAAGAUAAUUCCUCUACUUCAUGGGUCAUUAUUAGAAUCCAUCAUGAGUAAUUUGAAAACUAAAAAUUUACGAGUGUAAAAUGGGAUUAUUGUUACUGAAAGUUUGACAUGAUUCUCUCUUUGUCCUUGAUUCUCAAGUGAGACACUGUACCUUUCUAAUCAUACUUUAUCUGACUCCUCGUCUUUUUAUAUCCAGUCAGAGGGACUUUUUGAGGCUUAGUUCUCAACUGUUUGAUUUUUAUCUGAAUGUUGUCCGUUGAAGAAUGGAUCCAUUGUGAGGAUUUCGGUUACGUAACUUCUAAAUCUCCAUUGUACUGUUGUCAUCUUUCAUAGCUCCCUUUCCUUUGCUGUAUGAAAUGUAAAGUCUGAAUUUUUAUUUCUCUUAGAACCAAGCUCAUGGUAGGCAUGCUUAUAUUAAAAACAAACCACUAAU
This is a messenger RNA of Phyllostomus discolor (pale spear-nosed bat), 4333 nucleotides long. It is a transcript of the gene ARMC1, whose product is annotated as armadillo repeat containing 1. The transcript is spliced from 7 exons. Gene Ontology annotation, molecular function: metal ion binding; protein binding. NCBI's taxonomy places the organism in Eukaryota, Metazoa, Chordata, Mammalia, Chiroptera, Phyllostomidae. Bases 224 to 1072 code for a protein of 282 amino acids. The record is from RefSeq and is a predicted model, not a curated record.